Molecule: messenger RNA, 4852 nt
Organism: Callithrix jacchus (white-tufted-ear marmoset)
Lineage: Eukaryota; Metazoa; Chordata; Mammalia; Primates; Cebidae
Gene: GDI2
Product: GDP dissociation inhibitor 2
Biological process (GO): protein transport; vesicle-mediated transport; small GTPase-mediated signal transduction
Cellular component (GO): cytoplasm
Molecular function (GO): Rab GDP-dissociation inhibitor activity
Source: RefSeq, a predicted model, not a curated record
GGAGUCUUGCUCUGUCCCCCAAGCUGGGGUGCAGUGGCACAAUCUUGGCUUACUGCAACCUUCACCUCCUGGGUUCAAGCGAUUCUCCUGCCUCAGACUCCCGAGUAGCUGGGACUACAGGCACGAGCCACCAUGCCUGGCUAAUUUUGGUAUUUUGAUGUUUUCCACUCAUCUUCACCAACCAGCCUACUUCCCCUAAACCUAAGGUUUCACUCUAGCAGGAACUACCAUCUGUGGCAUGAGAUCCACUGAACCAAUUAGUGGCUUUCAAGCCUCUUCACCUUAAGCAGUAUUUGUUAUUUAAAAGUUCCCUAGCAACUAGAAUGGGUGGGGGUGAAAGAUCCAAGAAGAGGCACAGAAUUUUCUUUUUUUGAGACAGGACCUUGUUCUGUUCCCCAGGCUGGAGUGCAGUGGCAUCAUCAUGGCUCACUGUAGACUUGACCUUCUGGGGCUCAAGUGAUCCUCCCAGCUCUGCCUCAUGAGAAGUUGGAACUGCAGGCUCUUGCCAUCAUGUCCAGCUAAUUUUUUAUAGAGACAGGUCUCAGUUUGUUGCCCAGGCUCUACAGCCCAGGUUGGUUUCGAACUCCUGGCCCCAAGUGAUCCUCCCACCUCAGCCUCCCAAAGUGUUGGGAUUACAGGUGUGAACCAUCAUGCCCUGCCCAGGUAGAGAAUUUUAGAUGGACUCAGUCCAUUGAAGCUCAGUCCAGGUUUGAUUGUCGUCCUUCUGUAGGGCAAUAGGCCCUGUACUGAGAACUGAACGUCGGUGUAAGGAAGGGAUCCGUAUUAGCCUUAAAUUCAAUUCCCUUAUCUCAGUGUUUUGAAGUUUCUCAGUAAUUCUGAGUAUUGAUGAAAUAGUCUUCAUCUAAAACAUGGUAACAUAAUUCAGCUGAUAUGCUUAAAUUCCACUUCAACAGUCAGAGGCUGAUGGGCAAUUAUGAAAAAGGCUCUUGUUAUUGCUAGUUGAAAAAAAAUGGGUCAGAAGUCAGGUGUGGUGGCCUGUACUUCUGGUCUCUGCUACUCCGGAGACUGAGGUGGGAGGAUGGUUCAUCACAGCUCACUGUAGCCUUGACCUUCCCGAGCUCAAGUGAUCCUCCCAGCUCAGCCUCCUGAGUAGCUGGGACUGCGGGCUCAUGCCAUUCAUUUUAUUGAGGCUGCAGUGAGCCAUGAUUGCACUGCUGCACUCCAGCCUGGACGACAGAGCGAGAGUGUCUCAGAAAAAUUUUUAAAAAGGGUAUUUCAUUAAUAGAGGUAGUAUGACCCCCUGAUCACUUGAAGACAGCAACAGACGGACCUUCUUUAGUCAUGAUCUACUUAGCCAAUAGAACAGUUACACUCACUUGCAUAAUCAGUUGCAUGGCCAACUUUGCACUAAUUCAUUUGGUCACAAAUAUACACAAUCAAAUUAAGGCUGAACGUAAAUUUAAACUUCACUUUUGCUUUCUUCUCCCCUCCCCCACCAAAAGGUCCAUGGUCCAAUAUAAUAUACCUUCCUCAUGGGUGAGAAACGUUGUGAAAACUUGUUUCAUUCUUUCUUCAAUCGGAAUGAUUUAAACAUGAAGUUCGGUCUAUCAAGGCAUGCUCUGAAUAGCUGCCAUAGAGAAGUACUUGAAUUCUUGAAUACCAAAUCUUUAUUGUUUGCUGACUACGCAGAUUUAUCACGCGCUGAAAACACAGGUUUUCCAAGUAUCAAUGCCUUUGGGAAAUUCACCUGCCUAGGCUUUCGUGGGGUCUGCUUACACCUGUGUCCUCACUGAAGCUAGAUUCCUAACAGAAUUCUAGAAAAAGGGAAGAGCGGGUAGAAGGCAAGCAAGGAGCAGUUUCUUACGGCCUAAACUUUGCACACCAAGACCAGCUACGACAUUUACAGCGGCUUUAAGUUACAGUCCUCGGUAGGUGCAGAUUGGCUUCCCAAUGAAACCUGGCCUUCACUCUCAUCUAAGGGUUACUUUUUCAAAAGAAGCCGCUUUUCCUCCUCCCAAUUUCCUAAGGCACCCGCCCGGCAAAGCACCAAACAGGGAGGAUACAGGGCGGGAAACAGGACACGUGUGAUCUCCGAACUCUUCCCGGCGGGCUCCGGGCCCCGGCGAACCCAGCCCCGCGGAGGAACCGCGGCCGCCACCCCCAAAGAAGGCCUGGCGCGCGUUCCUCGCCCACGUGCACACCGCACGCGCCCGCUCAAAGUUCUAGGGCGGCGGUCCAGCUCUGGGACCUUGGACCGUGCGAGCUCCCGCCCCGACGGCGGGGGUCAGGAGCGUGGUGGCCGGGACCUGUCCCCGCCCGCUGUUCCGUGCACCUCCGCCCCAAUGCGCGCGCCGCCUCCCGGACCACCGUGGCAGAAGCUGCACGGAGACCGGAAGCCAAAAUGGUGACGCUCCACCCGUUUCCUCUCGCGAGAGGCGGGGAAGGAAAAAGUUGAGCGAGAGACAAGCACGUAGCCAGUGAGAGUUACGGGAGUGCCUGAUUGGCGGCCCUCGCGGCGCCUGCAGGCCACGCCCCGGCUGCGGAGGCUCAGUCACCGCCUUCCCUUCCCACCCCUCCACUCCCUGCUUAGUUCUGUUCCCGUCUGAGGUGGCGGCCGGUCUGCCUUCGUCGCCAGCUCCAUUUUCCUGUCCUCUCUCUUCCUCUUUCCCUCGCGCCCGAGAGCGCUUCCAGCCUCGGAGGGUGGUCCCGGAGCUCCUGCGCCUUCUCCUUUCUCGGGUCCUGCGUCCGCGCCUGCCCCGCCAUGAAUGAGGAGUACGACGUGAUCGUGCUGGGCACCGGCCUGACGGAAUGUAUCUUGUCUGGUAUAAUGUCAGUGAAUGGCAAGAAAGUUCUUCAUAUGGAUCAAAACCCUUACUAUGGAGGAGAGAGUGCGUCUAUAACACCACUGGAAGAUUUAUACAAAAGAUUUAAAAUACCGGGAUCACCACCAGAGUCAAUGGGGAGAGGAAGAGACUGGAAUGUUGACUUGAUUCCCAAGUUCCUUAUGGCUAAUGGUCAGCUGGUUAAGAUGCUGCUUUAUACAGAGGUAACUCGCUAUCUGGAUUUUAAAGUGACUGAAGGAAGCUUUGUCUAUAAGGGUGGAAAAAUCUACAAGGUUCCUUCCACUGAAGCAGAAGCCCUGGCAUCUAGUUUAAUGGGACUGUUUGAAAAACGUCGCUUCAGGAAAUUCCUUGUGUAUGUUGCCAACUUCGAUGAAAAAGAUCCGAGAACUUUUGAAGGCAUUGAUCCUAUGAAGACCACAAUGCGAGAGGUGUAUAAGAAAUUUGAUUUGGGCCAAGAUGUUAUAGAUUUUACAGGUCAUGCUCUUGCACUUUACAGAACUGAUGACUACUUAGAUCAACCAUGUUGUGAAACCAUUAAUAGAAUUAAACUUUAUAGUGAGUCUUUGGCAAGAUAUGGCAAAAGCCCGUACCUUUAUCCGCUCUAUGGCCUUGGAGAACUGCCCCAAGGAUUUGCAAGGCUAAGUGCUAUUUAUGGAGGUACCUAUAUGCUGAAUAAACCCAUUGAAGAAAUCAUUGUGCAGAAUGGAAAAGUAAUUGGUGUAAAAUCUGAAGGAGAAAUUGCUCGCUGUAAGCAGCUCAUCUGUGAUCCCAGCUAUGUAAAAGAUCGGGUAGAAAAAGUGGGCCAGGUGAUCAGAGUUAUUUGCAUCCUCAGCCACCCCAUCAAGAACACCAAUGAUGCCAACUCCUGCCAGAUCAUUAUUCCACAGAACCAAGUCAAUCGAAAGUCAGAUAUCUAUGUCUGCAUGAUCUCCUCUGCGCACAAUGUGGCGGCACAAGGGAAGUAUAUCGCCAUAGUUAGUACCACUGUGGAAACCAAGGAGCCUGAAAAGGAAAUCAGACCAGCUUUGGAGCUCUUGGAACCAAUUGAACAGAAAUUUAUUAGCAUCAGCGACCUCCUGGUACCAAAAGACUUGGGAACAGAAAGCCAGAUCUUUAUUUCCCGCACAUAUGAUGCUACCACUCAUUUCGAGACAACAUGUGAUGACAUUAAAAACAUCUAUAAGAGGAUGACAGGAUCAGAGUUUGACUUUGAGGAAAUGAAGCGCAAGAAAAACGACAUCUAUGGGGAAGACUAACAGCAGUACAUGUUAUUAUCCAGUUAGGACAAAUUUACAAUGCGGCAAAUAAUGCAUAUGAUAUGAAAUCAGUAUUGUAAGGCCUGCUUUUGUAAUCAAAGUGGAGAAUGAAGAGCGCUGUGCCAGUAAAUACUCCCCCCCCCUCCAUCUUUCUAAUAUUAUGUAUUAACUUGUUUUUGUGGAGUGGCUAUUCAGAAUUGGCAGUUACCAUAUUCUGUUCAAUUAACCAAACUGGCUUUCUUUUUUCUAGUGGAGGAUCAGUUGUAAACAUUGGGAUACUGAUACUGAGACAGUAUUUGUAUGUUUAAUCAGUGUAGCCUUUGCAGUUACGUGCUGCUGCUCAAGAGCUGGAUCCAUACAGGUUGUGUGCCAUCUGUCCUCUUGACAUUGAGGAGAUUCCAAAUUGAAUAUUCCACGGUUUGGGACGGCAUCCAGAAGUUUUCCCUAUGACUUUAUAUUUUGUAUUAUGUCAAGUGUUAUGGCAGGGUCCAAAUAGCAUAGCCACAAAUUUGGUUUACCUGGGCAUAAUAUUCUAACCAAACUCCAGACAUAGGGAGUCAUGUGGAGAAAGCCCGAAUGUGGUGUUUCGAUCUAAUAAAGUUGAUGAGGGAAAAGGGGAGAGGAAGCGAACAUAAAGCGGGUACAGUGUAGAGAGCAUCUUUUGUCUCAGGCGUGGCUUCAUCAAUGGACCAAGCUGCAAUGCAGUAUCGACUUGACAGAGCCUCUACUUCUGUCUCAAAAUGGCUCCAAAUGAUUUCUGUACUGCAAAAUAAAGCCAAAUUCUGGAAACCA